Molecule: messenger RNA, 543 nt
Organism: Fusarium fujikuroi IMI 58289
Lineage: Eukaryota; Fungi; Ascomycota; Sordariomycetes; Hypocreales; Nectriaceae
Exons: 4
Coding region: 1-543 (180 amino acids)
Source: RefSeq, a predicted model, not a curated record
AUGACCAAUGAUAUCGAACUGGGAUCGUCAGAGACCACAGCCAAAUCGACAUUUUCCAGGUCGGUUAUGACAUGGGCUUCCUCUUGGCGGGUUCCAGGAGCUUCCAGCCUGAAAUCUCAGAACUAUCAAGCUUCUGGCUUGGGGAGCCAUACCGAAAGAAUUACAAUCGAAGACCGUCGAAAAGGAUACCCGCGAUUCUCCGCCUUGAUGGCCGGGCAUAGUUCUUUUCAGAUAUACAGACAUUUCUUGGAUCUUCGAACGCGUCUCUUACUUCUCACUCAAGAUGAGAUAGUUGAGCUUGAAGAACAACUAGAUCACAUAGACAAGACGGAAAAGAGUCCUCUGUUCUUGGCAUCUCGCCGUGACGACAGAAACUCAGAUCGAUCUGUGGUCACCACCAAAUUACGUUCUGCUCUCUCAGCCUACGACGAGCUUCUGGAUGGAACUCAGCGGUCCUUGAAAUAUGAGUCACCUCAUGACAAAAUUCUGAGAAUAUUUCCAACGAUCCACACGUUCAAAUCUUCUCUCGUUCCUCGACGAUGA